GCUGUGGGAAGGCUCAGCUUCCUUCCUGCUCCAUUGGCCUCAGAAUCACAGGAGUCAGUCUGAACAGUGCCCGAAGUCACAGCCUUCCCAGGGAGGCUCGGGGCAAGCUGGCCUGUGCCUGAGCAGUAGACCCUCCAGACUGGGCCUUUACAGGAAGCCCUCGAGGGGUGGGGAGCUCACUACCAGCUGCGGCAGCCCCAUCUACUUCGAGAUCUCCCUUUGCAACCCUCCUGUCCCCGCUGUGGCCCUUGGUUCUGCCGUCUGGGGACCAGGAAGAACAAGUGUCCACCCUGUUCCACUUGAGAACCUUACUUGAAAGGCCUGGAGACAAGGUCUGCUGCAGGCUCUGAGCCUUCACGUCUCAGAGCCCUUCACCCUUCUUGACACUCUCCACCUUCUCAGGGUCCUUAGUGAACCAGGUUCCUGCAGCCUCAGCCUGGGGCCAAGGGCAUUGCUCAAGUAGCCAGAGAACACAGGUAUUUCUGGAGCUGUUGAUUCUGAAUGUUUGUCUCUGUUCUGAGAACCAGCCCCACUCCCCUAGGCUUGCAGUGGAGGGAAGGGUCAGUUUUAUUCAGCCACACGUACCCCCCAGGACUAAAUGGAUACAUGCUGCUGCUUCUUGUUGGCUCACAGUGGCCACUGAGACCCCCAAAUCUUUUUCAGGAAUGAGCCAAGGACCCCCAGCUCCAGCCCAGGCCACUCAGGCAUCUGUGCAGUAGAGGUGACAGAUUGAGGACUCAGGUCUGCUGCUCGUCCUGGUCAUGGCCCUGGAGGCUGCCCCUCGGUGGGUGAUGGUCCCACUGCUGCCCGCUCUUGUGUUCCUUGGAUUCGCAGUGAGCACCCUGGCAGACAGUAAGCCCACUUUUGUGAAGGCUCCUGAGGACCAGACAGGCCUGUCUGGGGGUGUGGCCUCCUUUGUGUGCCAGGCCACGGGCGAGCCCAAGCCCCGAAUCACCUGGAUGAAGAAGGGCAAGAAAGUCAGCUCCCAGCGGUUUGAGGUGAUCGAGUUUGACGACGGGGCUGGCUCUGUGCUCCGGAUCCAGCCACUGCGGGUGCACCGGGAUGAGGCCAUUUACGAGUGCACGGCCACGAACAGCGUAGGCGAGAUCAACAUCAGUGCCAAGCUCACCGUGCUGGACGAGGAUCAGCUGCCUCAUGGCUUCCCCACCAUUGACAUGGGGCCCCAGCUGAAGGUGGUGGAGAAGGCCAGGACAGCCACCAUGCUGUGUGCUGCUGGCGGCAACCCUGAUCCUGAGAUCUCCUGGUUCAAGGACUUCCUGCCUGUGGACCCAGCUGCUAGCAAUGGCCGCAUCAAACAGCUCCGCUCAGGAGCUCUGCAGAUCGAAAACAGCGAGGAGUCAGACCAGGGCAAGUACGAGUGUGUGGCGACCAACUCUGCAGGCACACGCUAUUCAGCCCCCGCGAAUCUCUAUGUGCGAGUGCGCCGGGUGGCUCCCCGUUUCUCCAUCCCCCCAAGUAACCAUGAGGUGAUGCCCGGGGGCAGCGUGAACCUAACCUGUGUAGCAGUGGGUGCACCCAUGCCCUAUGUCAAGUGGAUGGCUGGAGCUGAGGAGCUCACCCGGGAAGAUGAGAUGCCUGUCGGCCGGAAUGUUCUGGAACUCACCAACAUCGUUCAGUCGGCCAACUACACUUGUGUGGCUAUCUCCUCCCUGGGUCUGAUUGAAGCCACUGCCCAGAUCACUGUCAAAGCGCUGCCCAGGCCUCCCAUCGAACUGGUGGUGACAGAGACCACAGCUACAAGCGUGACCCUGACCUGGGACUCAGGGAAUGCAGAGCCCGUGUCCUACUAUGGCAUCCAGUACCGGCCAACAGCCGGGGACAGCACAUUCCAGGAGGUGGAUGGUGUGGCCACCACACGCUACAGCAUCGGCGGCCUCAGCCCUUUUUCAGAGUACGAGUUCCGUGUGCUAGCUGUGAACAAUAUAGGGCGUGGGCCACCCAGUGAGCUGGUGACAGCCCGCACAGGGGAACAGGCACCUUCUAGCCCGCCACUGCGCGUGCAAGCCCGCAUGCUGAGCGCAAGCACCAUGCUUGUGCAGUGGGAGCCCCCAGAUGAGCCCAACGGUCUGGUGCGCGGCUACCGUGUCUACUACACUCCAGAUGCCCUGCUGCCCCUCAGCUCCUGGCACAAGCACAACACGGACGACAGCCACCUCACCACCGUGGGCAGCCUGGUAACCGGCAUCACCUACAGCAUCCGCGUGCUGGCGUUCACUGCUGUUGGCGACGGGCCACCCUCUGCCCCCAUCCAGGUCAAGACGCAGCAGGGAGUGCCGGCCCAGCCCGCAGACUUCCAGGCUGAGGCUGAGUCAGACACCAGGGUCCUGCUGUCAUGGCUGCUGCCCCCUCAGGAGCGAAUCACCAAAUAUGAGCUGCUGUACUGGGAAGCAGAAGAUGGACCCCAGCAAAAAGUGACCUUUGACCCCACUUCAUCCUAUGUCCUGGAGGACCUGAAGCCAGACACCCUAUACCGCUUCCAGCUGGCUGCCCGUUCAGACCUGGGGGUUGGGGUGUUCACACCCCCCAUCGAGACACGCACACAGCAGUCCACCCCCUCUGCCCCUCCCCAGGACGUUCGGUGUGUCAGUACCAGCUCCACCACGGUCUGGGUAAGUUGGGUCCCACCUCCGGCUGCCAGCCGCAAUGGCGUCAUCACCCAGUACUCCAUCGCCUACCAGGCGGUGGAUGGCGAGGACACUGCCCGGCACGUGGUGGAUGGCAUUGGACCAGACAGCUCCAGCUGGGAGAUCCAGGACCUGGAGAAGUGGACAGAAUACAGGGUGUGGGUGCGGGCCCACACGGAUGUAGGGCCAGGCCCCGAGAGCCCCCCGGUGCUGGUGCGCACCGAUGAGGACGUGCCCAGCGCACCCCCGAGGAAGGUGGAGGUGGAGUCAGUGAACUCAACGGCCGUGCAUGUGUCCUGGAAGCUGCCCGUGUCCAGCAAACAGCAUGGCCAGAUCCGCGGCUACCAGGUCACCUACGUGAGGCUCGAGAACAAUGAGCCCCGUGGGCAGCCGGUCAUCAAGGACGUGAUGCUCGCUGAAGCCCAGUGGCGGCCGGAGGAGUCAGAGGACUAUGAAACCACCAUUGGAGGCCUGACCCCAGAGACCACCUACUCUAUCACCGUUGCUGCCUAUACUACCAAAGGAGACGGAGCCCGCAGCAAGCCCAAGAUUGUCACCACCACAGGGGCAGUCCCAGGCCGACCUACCAUGAUGGUCAGCGCCACAGCCAUGAACACCGCCCUCCUCCAGUGGCACCCGCCCAAGGACGUGCCGGGUGAGCUGCUGGGCUACCGGCUGCAGUACCAGCGGGCAGACGAGGAGAAGCCUACCACAGUGGCCUUUGGCCAGGAGGACCACCACUUCACUGUGACUGGCCUGCACAAGGGCGCCACGUACAUCUUCCGCCUGUCGGCCAAGAACCGGGCGGGCCCCGGCGAGGCGUCUGAGAAGGAAGUCACCACCCCAGAAGACGCACCCAGCGGCUUUCCACAGAACCUGCAGGUGGUCGGGCUGACCACAUCAACCACGGAGCUGCGGUGGGACCCGCCUGUGCUGGCUGAGCGGAACGGGCGCAUCACCAACUACACCGUGGUGUAUCGGGACAUCAACAGCCAACAGGAGCAGCAGAGCGUCACCGGCAGCACCCACCUCACCCUCGCCGGCCUCCUGCCCGACACCACCUACGAUGUCAAGGUCCGCGCCCACACCAGCCGCGGCCCGGGGCCUCUCAGCCCCAGCAUCCAGUCGCGGACCAUGCCAGUGGAGCAAGUGUUUGCCAAGAACUUCCGGGUCAAUGCUGUGAUGAAGACAUCAGUGCUGCUUAGCUGGGAAGUCCCAGACUCCUACAAGUCUUCAGUACCAUUUAAGAUCCUUUAUAAUGGACAGAGCGUGGAGGUGGACGGUCACUCCAUGAAGAAGCUGAUCCGGGACUUGCAGCCCAACACCGAGUACUCAUUUGUGUUGAUGAGUCGUGGGAGCAGUGCUGGCGGCCUGCAACACCUGGUGUCCAUCCGCACGGCCCCUGACCUCCUGCUGCAGAAGCCCCUGCCCGUGGCCAAGUACAUGGAGGAUGGCCGUUUUACCCUCACGCUCCCCAGAGUAGAGACCAAGUCAGCCAUCAGGUGGUUCUACAUCGUGGUGGUGCCCAUCGACCGCCUGGCUAGCGGACCCCUCAGCCCGCGUUGGCAGACACCAGACGAGCUCGAGCUGGAUCAGCUACUGGAGGCCAUCGGCCAUGGAGGUGCAGCCGCGCGGCGGCGGCGGCGGCAGAUAGAGCGGCUGAAGCCCUACAUCGCGGCUCAGGUGGAAGAGCUGCCUGAGACCUUCACCCUCGGAGACAAGAAGAAUUACAACGGCUUCUACAAUCGGCCUCUGUCCCCAGACCUCAGCUACCACUGCUUCGUGCUGGCCGCGCUGGAGGCAGGGGACACGCGGCAGUACGCAGCCAGCCCGUACUCUGACGAGAUCCUCGUGGAAGUGUCCUCAGCUAAGCAGCAGGAUGAGCCCGAGAUGCUGUGGGUCAUGGGUCCUGUGCUGGCCGUCAUCCUCAUCAUCCUCAUUGUCAUCGCCAUCCUCCUCUUCAAGAGAUCCCCAGGCCACCCCACCCAGAGGCCCUAUCUCUGCUGUCUUAGGAAAAGGACCAACUCUCCUUCGGCUAAGGAUGAGCAGUCUGUGGGGCUGAAGGACUCGCUGCUGGCCCACUCCUCAGACCCUGUGGAGAUGAGAAGGCUCAACUACCAGACCCCAGGCAUGCGGGACCACCCACCCAUUCCCAUAACAGACCUAGCCGACAACAUUGAGCGGCUCAAGGCCAAUGAUGGCCUGAAGUUCUCCCAGGAGUAUGAGUCCAUUGACCCAGGGCAGCAGUUCACCUGGGAGAACUCAAACUUGGAGGUCAACAAGCCCAAGAACCGCUAUGCCAACGUGAUUGCCUACGACCACUCCCGGGUCAUCCUUACGUCCAUCGAUGGGGUCCCUGGCAGCGACUACAUCAAUGCCAACUACAUUGAUGGUUACCGCAAGCAGAAUGCCUACAUCGCCACCCAGGGACCCCUGCCCGAGACCCUCGGCGACUUCUGGCGCAUGGUGUGGGAGCAGCGGACGGCCACCAUCGUCAUGAUGACACGGCUGGAGGAGAAGUCCCGGGUGAAGUGUGAUCAGUAUUGGCCGAGCCGGGGCACUGAGACCUAUGGGUUCGUCCAGGUGACGCUGCUGGACACUGUGGAGCUGGCCACCUACACCGUCCGCACCUUCGCCCUGUACAAGACCGGCUCCAGUGAGAAGCGGGAGCUUCGUCAGUUCCAGUUCCUGGCCUGGCCUGACCACGGGGUCCCUGAGUACCCAACCCCCACCCUGGCCUUCCUGCGCAGGGUCAAGGCCUGCAACCCCCUGGAUGCUGGGCCCAUGGUGGUACACUGCAGUGCUGGUGUGGGCCGCACGGGCUGCUUCAUCGUCACGGACGCCAUGCUGGAGCGCAUGAAGCACGAGAAGACCGUGGACAUCUACGGACACGUGACAUGCAUGCGCUCACAGCGCAACUACAUGGUACAGACGGAGGACCAGUACGUCUUCAUCCACGAGGCCCUCCUGGAAGCGGCCACAUGUGGCCACACGGAGGUGCCAGCCCGAAGCCUCUACGCCCACAUACAGAAGCUGGGCCAGGUGCCACCUGGGGAAAGCGUGACCGCCAUGGAGCUGGAGUUCAAGCUGUUGGCGAGCUCCAAGGCCCACACGUCGCGAUUCAUCAGCGCCAACCUUCCCUGCAACAAGUUUAAGAAUCGGCUGGUGAAUAUCAUGCCGUACGAGCUGACCCGCGUCUGCCUGCAGCCCAUCCGGGGUGUGGAGGGCUCAGACUACAUCAAUGCCAGCUUCAUCGAUGGAUACAGGCAGCAGAAAGCCUACAUUGCCACACAGGGGCCGCUGGCUGAGAGCACAGAGGACUUCUGGCGGAUGCUCUGGGAACACAACUCAACCAUUGUGGUGAUGCUGACCAAGCUUCGGGAGAUGGGGCGGGAAAAAUGCCAUCAGUAUUGGCCAGCUGAACGCUCUGCUCGCUACCAGUAUUUUGUGGUGGACCCAAUGGCCGAGUACAACAUGCCGCAGUACAUCCUACGAGAGUUCAAGGUCACAGAUGCCAGGGACGGCCAAUCGAGGACAAUCCGCCAGUUCCAGUUCACAGACUGGCCAGAGCAGGGGGUGCCCAAGACCGGCGAGGGCUUCAUUGACUUCAUUGGGCAGGUUCACAAGACCAAGGAGCAGUUUGGCCAGGAUGGACCCAUCACCGUGCACUGCAGCGCCGGGGUCGGCCGCACUGGCGUCUUUAUCACUCUGAGCAUCGUCCUGGAGCGCAUGCGCUACGAGGGUGUGGUGGACAUGUUCCAGACCGUGAAGACCCUGCGCACACAGAGACCCGCCAUGGUGCAGACAGAGGACCAGUACCAACUGUGUUACCGAGCGGCGCUAGAGUACCUGGGCAGCUUCGAUCACUAUGCAACGUAACCUCCGCUCGCUCACUCAGUCGUCCUCGUCCUCACCCUCAUCCCCAUCCUGUCCUGGGGCCCGCAGGGGCAUCGGGAACCGCUCUCUGAGCCAUAGAGACCAUUGCCCUGCCCUCCCGCGUGGCGGCAGCGGCCAGGGCUCAGACCACAGUGUCCCAGGACCUUCCCCCCAAACCCCAGAGCCAAAUGUGUCUGGGGGGGGCGGCUGCUGCCCCCACGUUCCUCAUGCUGCUUCUCCCUGGGCGGGCGGGCGGAGCCACCUUUUUGUACUCAGUUCAGUAGGGGUAGCUGGGUGGGUUUUGUAACCUCUUUUGACUUCCCUUCUUCGUGGACGGUGAAAGGGUCCACACUCUGUUCUUGGCUGGGGACUUUCUCACUCUCUGAUCCUUUUCUUUGUGUUUACUCUUAUUGAUACAAAUAAACAGAAGAUGCCUUUCCUCCUGGGGAGUCACCCGCUCCGGGGAGCAACCCCAUACCCAGGGCCCGCUGGGGGCGGGCAGGCAGGGGCUGCUACCACUCCGGGAGAACCACCACUAAUUCUAUUCUGUUUUCUCUUUGGUUUUCCUUAAAGGCCUUUUUUUAGGUGCCACAGCUGUUGGGGGGA
This is a messenger RNA of Vombatus ursinus (common wombat), 7127 nucleotides long. It is a transcript of the gene PTPRF, whose product is annotated as protein tyrosine phosphatase, receptor type F. The coding region runs from base 762 to 6524 and encodes 1920 amino acids. Gene Ontology annotation, molecular function: protein tyrosine phosphatase activity; protein binding. NCBI's taxonomy places the organism in Eukaryota, Metazoa, Chordata, Mammalia, Diprotodontia, Vombatidae. The transcript has 34 exons. The record is from RefSeq and is a predicted model, not a curated record. Gene Ontology annotation, biological process: protein dephosphorylation.